Molecule: messenger RNA, 1817 nt
Organism: Marmota monax (woodchuck)
Lineage: Eukaryota; Metazoa; Chordata; Mammalia; Rodentia; Sciuridae
Product: solute carrier family 28 member 3
Biological process (GO): purine nucleoside transmembrane transport; pyrimidine nucleoside transport
Cellular component (GO): membrane
Molecular function (GO): pyrimidine- and adenosine-specific:sodium symporter activity; purine-specific nucleoside:sodium symporter activity
Source: RefSeq, a predicted model, not a curated record
GUCAUUCCGGAGAUUAUUAUAGAAGUUUCCAAACUGAAGCAAUGUCCAGAUUUCCGCCACAGCAGCUGGCAUUUUGACAUCAGCAGAGGCUGUUUUCUUUUACCCAGGUACCGAGGACCUUCAGAUAGGACAUCAGAGAAUUCAGAGCCCAGACAGCUGGUGAAAAGAACAUGGAGCUGACAAGUACAGCAGCCCCCAAAACCGAGGGCUUCAGCAACACUGGCUUCCGGAAUGAAGAACUUCUUGAAAACCAGGACAUAUCCGGAAAUAACUCAAUUAGGAGUCGAGUUGUACAAAUCCGGGAACAAGGAAACACCAAACAGGGUGAAGAGCUGGUCAACAUUGAGCAGGAUUCUCUAAGGAAAGAAGAAGGAGAAGACAUGGAGGAUGACCAGGACACACAUCAGAAAGGGUAUUUGGAAAGGAAGUACGAUACAGUUUAUGAUUUUUAUAAAAAACACAAAACUACUAUUCGAUACAUCAUUUGGGGCAUUUUACUGACAGGUUACCUGGCUUUGGUGAUUGCAGCCUGUGUGCUGAAUUUUCACAGAGCGCUUCCUCUUUUUGGGAUCACCGUGGCUGCCAUCUUCUUCAUUGUCUGGGAUCACUUGAUGGCCAAAUAUGAACAUCGAAUUGAUGAGAUCAUAUCCCCAGGCAAAAUGCUGCUGAACAGCCACUGGUUCUGGCUGAAGUGGGUGAUUUGGAGUUUAUUGAUCCUAUCGAUCAUCUUCUGGCUGAUCUUCGACACCGCCAAAUUGGGCCAACAGCAGCUGGUGUCCUUUGGUGGACUCAUAAUGUACAUUAUCCUGUUGUUUAUAUUUUCCAAGUACCCAACCAGAGUUUACUGGAGACUUGUCUUUUGGGGAAUUGGGUUACAAUUUCUUCUUGGACUGUUAAUUCUAAGGACUAAUCCUGGAUUUAUUGCUUUCAAUUGGUUGGGCACACAAGUUCAGAUUUUUCUGGGUUACACUGAUGCUGGUGCUAAAUUUGUCUUUGGUGAAAAAUACACAGACCACUUCUUUGCAUUUAAGGUCUUGCCAAUUGUGAUUUUCUUCAGCACUGUGAUGUCCAUGUUAUACUACAUGGGAUUGAUGCAGUGGAUCAUCAGAAAGGUCGGAUGGAUAAUGCUUGUUACUAUGGGCUCAUCUCCUAUUGAGUCUCUAGUUGCUGCUGGCAAUAUAUUUGUUGGACAAACAGAGUCUCCAUUGCUGGUCCGACCAUAUUUACCAUAUAUCACCAAGUCAGAACUCCAUGCCAUCAUGACUGCUGGCUUCGCUACAAUUGCUGGAAGCGUCUUGGGUGCAUACAUUUCUUUUGGAGUUUCAUCCACCCACUUAUUAACAGCAUCAGUUAUGUCAGCACCUGCAUCAUUGGCUGUUGCUAAACUCUUUUGGCCUGAGACAGAAAAACCUAAAGUAACCCUCAAGAAUGCCAUGAAAAUGGAAAAUGGUGAUUCAAGGAAUCUCCUAGAAGCUGCAACACAGGGAGCAUCCUCAUCUAUCCCUCUGGUGGCAAACAUCACUGUGAAUCUGAUUGCCUUCUUGGCCCUGUUAUCUUUUGUGAAUUCAGCCCUGUCCUGGUUUGGAAACAUGUUUGAUUACCCACAGCUGAGUUUCGAGCUAAUAUGCUCCUACAUCUUCAUGCCCUUUUCCUUCAUGAUGGGAGUAGACUGGCAAGACAGCUUUAUGGUUGGCAGACUCAUAGGUUAUAAGACAUUCUUCAAUGAAUUUGUGGCUUAUGAGCAACUCUCACAAUUGAUCAAUUUGAGGAAACAGGCUGGACCUAAAUUUGUGAAUGGCACUCAGCAAUAUAUGUCA